Petromyzon marinus (sea lamprey) is the source of this 1778-nucleotide messenger RNA. The record is from RefSeq and is a predicted model, not a curated record. NCBI's taxonomy places the organism in Eukaryota, Metazoa, Chordata, Hyperoartia, Petromyzontiformes, Petromyzontidae.
CCGAUUGCCGCCGUUGUGCGCGAUGUGACUCACGAGGGUUUUGUGGUGGGUGGUGGUGGUUGUGUGUGGGCCUCCAGUCCCAGCAGAUGAGUCCUCAGCUGGCGCUGCAGGUGCUACUGCAGUUCGACAAGGCGAUCAACGCGGCGCUGGCGCAGCGCGUGCGCAACCGCAUCAGCUUCCGCGGCUCUCUGAACACGUACCGGUUCUGUGACAACGUGUGGACCUUCGUGCUCAACGACGUGGAGUUCCGCGAGGUCACCGACCUCGUCAAGGUCGACAAAGUGAAGAUCGUGGCCUGCGAUGCCUCGGGCUCGACGUCUGCGGAGUGAGGAGGAGGACGAGGAGCGGUGGCGGAGUGUGGAGCAUCAUCGGAGCGGCGGCUCGCUCACCGUCCACCAGCCCCCGAUAUACAGUGUCCAGUCGCCCACUCACCCACUCCCUCGCCCUCCGCCAGCCCCAGUACACGCAGUGCACUCACCCACUCCCUCACCAUCCAUCCCACCACUCCCUCACCAUCCACCAGCCCCAGUACACAGCAUCCACUCACCCACUCCCUCACCCUCCACCAGCCCCCGAUACACACCGUUUACUAACCCACUCCCUCUCCAUCCAUCCCACCACUCCCUCGCCAUCCACCAGCCCCAGUACACAGCAUCCACUCACCCACUCCCCCGCCCUCCACCAGCCCCAGUACACAGCAUCCACUCAUCCACUCCUUCGCCCUCCACCAGCCCAGCAUAUAUCGACGCGAUCUGCUGGCCCCACUCCGUGCACACGCUGCUCAGCGCCGUCCACUCGCCCGUUGCCGUGCCCGUCGCGUUUCGCCUCUCCCACUUCCACCCUGCGUGGCCCUCCAGCACCACGGCCGAGUCGCCCGCUCUGCACUCAAGGUUGAAGAUGCAGGGUUGUCGUCGUUGUCGUGGUGGUGAUGAUGAUGGUGGUGGUGGUUGCAGCAAGCCGCCCUCUGGUGGUGUGAAACCCGGACUAUAAAUAUAGCCCCGUCAAAGAGAAUGACUCUUGACACUUGAUUCAGACUGAUAUUUGAAGGCGUUGUAGAUCCUGAGUCCGAGGAAUAGAUUUAAAUUUGCAAAAUCAUUCCAGCACGUCCACUCAUACUCUCUGUUUCUUUCGGUAAAGUCACUUAGGUAAAAAUUAAAAUAAAGUUAAUCAAAAAAAAUUACUUUAGUAAUGAUGAUGAUUGCUUGUGUUGCAAUCGAAACGUCGUGAUUUGAUUAACUUUAUUUUUACCUACGUGACUUUACCGAAAGAACCAAAGAGCAUGGAUCAUUGUAGUCACGAAAACUUCAAAUCUAGAAUCACGUCCACUCAUUGACUCCGCCUCCUCGUUCUCGUCGCUAUGCUGCUCCGGUCACUCCCCCCACAACUCUCGCUCGCCAUCCUCCCAGCUGCCAUCGCUCGCCCGUCACCCUCUCGGCCUCAAUUACUCUCCCAUAAUCCUCCCAGCUGCCAUCGCUCGCCCGUCAUCCUUCCAGCUCCCCAUCAUCCUCCCAGCUCCCAUCAAGGAUCUGAGUGAAUCUGCUUUAAAAUCCCAACCCCGCCCACAGCUUUGCUGUUCCAGGCUUAAGUUGCACCACCCACACUGUUGUAACCCCUUGCAUAAAAAUAGUUAACAUUUUAAAUUGAAUUUUUUUUCUUCCCUCUGGCGUCUCUUUAUGUUCGGUGUAAUUUAUUUGUCGCAGUUUUGACGAGAGCCCCACACGUUACCAACGGCGCAACGUUCGAUUUUUUUUUUAAAUAAAGGAUUUUCUUUGGUUUUC